Kogia breviceps (pygmy sperm whale) is the source of this 2027-nucleotide messenger RNA. RefSeq names its product cochlin (gene COCH). Lineage: Eukaryota; Metazoa; Chordata; Mammalia; Artiodactyla; Physeteridae. The record is from RefSeq and is a predicted model, not a curated record.
GGUCUCCGUUCUCCCUCCCUCCCAGGUCCGAGCAGCCCCUAGACUACCAUGUCUACAGCCUGGAUCCCGGUUCUCUGCCUUGGUGUCUGUCUGUUGCUGCUGCUGCCAGAGCCCGCGGGCAGCGAGGGAGCCGUUCCCAUUGCUAUCACAUGCUUUACCAGAGGCCUGGACAUCAGGAAAGAAAAAGCAGAUGUGCUCUGUCCAGGGGGUUGCCCUCUGGAGGAAUUCUCCGUGUUUGGGAACAUAGUAUAUGCUUCUGUAUCAAGCAUAUGUGGUGCCGCUAUCCACAGUGGGGUAAUCAGCAACUCAGGGGGACCCGUAAGAAUCUAUAGCCUACCAGGUCGAGAAAACUAUUCCUCAGUAGUUGCCAAUGGCAUCCAGUCUCAGAUGCUUUCCAGAUGGUCUGCUUCUUUCACAGUGACAAAAGGCAAAAGUGGUACCCAGGAAGCCACAGGACAAGCAGUGUCCACAGCACGUCCAGCAAUAGGUAAACGACUAAAGAAAACACCGGAGAAGAAAACUGGCAAUAAGGACUGUAAAGCAGACAUUGCAUUUCUGAUCGAUGGAAGUUUUAAUAUCGGGAAACGCCGAUUUAAUCUACAGAAGAAUUUUGUUGGGAAAGUGGCUCUAAUGUUAGGAAUUGGAACAGAAGGACCGCACGUGGGCCUUGUUCAAGCCAGUGAAAAUCCCAAAAUAGAAUUUUACUUGAAAAACUUUACAUCAGCCAAAGAUGUUUUGUUUGCCAUAAAGGAAGUAGGUUUCAGAGGGGGUAAUUCCAAUACAGGAAAAGCCUUGAAGCACACCGCCCAGAAAUUCUUCACAGCAGACACUGGAGCAAGAAAAGGGAUUCCCAAAGUGGUGGUGGUAUUUAUUGAUGGGUGGCCUUCUGAUGACAUCGAGGAAGCAGGCAUUGUGGCCAGAGAGUUUGGUGUCAAUGUAUUUAUAGUUUCUGUGGCUAAGCCUAUCCCUGAGGAACUGGGAAUGGUUCAGGAUGUUGCAUUUGUUGACAAGGCUGUCUGUCGGAAAAAUGGCUUCUUCUCUUACCACAUGCCCAAUUGGUUUGGCACCACAAAAUACGUAAAACCUCUGGUACAGAAGCUCUGCACUCAUGAGCAAAUGAUCUGCAGCAAGACCUGUUAUAACUCAGUGAACAUUGCCUUUCUAAUUGAUGGCUCCAGUAGUGUUGGAGAAAGUAAUUUCCGCCUCAUGCUUGAAUUUGUUUCCAACAUAGCUAAGACUUUUGAAAUCUCAGACAUUGGUGCCAAGAUAGCUGCUGUACAGUUCACCUAUGAUCAGCGCACAGAAUUCAGUUUCACUGACUAUAGCACCAAAGAGAAUGUCCUAGCUGUUAUCAGAAACAUCCGCUAUAUGAGUGGUGGGACAGCUACUGGUGAUGCCAUUUCCUUUACUGUUAGAAAUGUGUUUGGUCCUGUGAGGGACAGCCCCAACAAGAACUUCCUGGUAAUUGUCACAGAUGGGCAGUCCUAUGAUGAUGUUCGGGGGCCUGCUGCUGCUGCACAUGAUGCAGGUAUCACCAUCUUCUCGGUUGGUGUGGCUUGGGCACCUCUGGAUGACCUGAAAGAUAUGGCCUCUAAACCAAAGGAGUCGCAUGCUUUCUUCACAAGAGAGUUCACAGGAUUAGAACCAAUUGUUUCUGAUGUCAUCAGAGGCAUCUGUAGAGAUUUCUUAGAAUCCCAGCAAUAAUGGUGACAUUUUGACAACUGAAAGAAAAAGUGCAAGGGGAUGUAUAAGUUGUUUCUAGUAAUACUGAAAUACUAUAUAGCAUACUAAGAUCAGACACAAAACUAUUAUACUAAAGAUGGCAAAAAUGUAAGCAAAUAUGCAUUCAUUUAAAGCUACCUUCUAAUUACAGUUCAGACUCAAUUGUUCAAAACACUGCUGAGGCUUCAUAAUCACGAACCUUAGAAACUCAGGAAAGAGGAGAUAUCAUAGAUUAAAAUUUUAAGAGUUCUACUUUAACAUGCAUAUUAAAUGUAUAGAUAUGCAAAUUCUAUAGCUCAAUAAAA